Molecule: messenger RNA, 555 nt
Organism: Quercus robur (English oak)
Lineage: Eukaryota; Viridiplantae; Streptophyta; Magnoliopsida; Fagales; Fagaceae
Exons: 2
Coding region: 1-555 (184 amino acids)
Source: RefSeq, a predicted model, not a curated record
AUGGACGACGCUAAGAGGAGGGCCCUGAUAAAAUCACAAGCCGUCAAGCAAAAGGAGUCCGGUGAGGUGGUGGUUCCUAAGGGGACGGCAACAUCGAUAAAGAGGAAACCGUCAUCCAAAUCCGACCGUCUACAUAAGCAGCCAAAGGUCUCUCUGGAACCUAUCGUAGGGUUGAUGGCUGAGGGUGUGAAGACCAUCACCCCAGUAAAGCAUGGGUCUGGCAAGGGCUUAAUGAAGGCCCCGUCCACAAGCCAAGAGAAGCCUCCUCCUCUCCUCCGUGACGACUCCAAAUUUGCCUUGGAGAAGCUUUCAUCAAUUAUUUCGUCGGAGGACUACGAGGAUUUGGGCAAUCACUCGACGGAGGCAAUGGGGGAGACGGGUCUCUUUGCUGUUGCACAGUCCUUGGUCAUGAUGAAGGGCCUAAUGGAUCGGUGUCUUAACCGUGAGGCGGCUCUGGAACGUGUGCGAGCAAAGGCAGAGCAGACGGAGGAUGAGCUUGGUCAACUUCACAAGUGGAAGUCCACUAUGGAGAAGAAGUUUGACCUUUCAGAGUAG